Molecule: messenger RNA, 2595 nt
Organism: Megalobrama amblycephala (Wuchang bream)
Lineage: Eukaryota; Metazoa; Chordata; Actinopteri; Cypriniformes; Xenocyprididae
Gene: saxo6
Product: Mdm1 nuclear protein
Exons: 15
Coding region: 254-2302 (682 amino acids)
Biological process (GO): negative regulation of centriole replication
Molecular function (GO): microtubule binding
Source: RefSeq, a predicted model, not a curated record
GAGGAACACAGAGCGCGCGCUGCAGAAAUGCUUUCAGUUUUGAGAUUUGGUCUGGGUGUUUACUUUUAAGUAAACCAAAUAUACAUUAAUAUGCAUUUUAGUAAGAUACAGUUAACGCUUUGCCGAAAACAAAGAGAAACUACGUGACUGCAUGUAUUAAGAAACGUGAUAAAGUUAAACGGGAAUAAGCGAGUAUCGAAAUAAAUACAAGAGUCGAACAACACGAUCCAGAAGCGAUUCUCCACAUCGCAGGAUGCGACUGGCAGGACUGCGAUCUGACCAGUCAAGAAUUACUCGAGAACCCCAAUUCAUAUCCAAAAGGAAAGUGCCAUUUUAUCCACCUCAGGUAUCCAGUUCUUUCCAAUGGGAAGGGCGUGGUUCAGCUCCACAGCGUCAGGAGAAGAGCAGGUCUGUCACACCUGUGCUCAGAGCCACUAGUGCAGAAAGAGAGGCAACGACCCCUCUUGCCCCAAGAGAUUCCGUGCCACCAGAGGGCACCGCUGCACCGUCCCAUCAAUUACAAGCAGAGGCACAAGCAGCUCAGACAUCCACUGCUGCAGACCAGCAGAGAAUAAAUGGAAUUAACCAUGCACUGCGGAAGAAAGCGGGACUAAGGUCUGAGCGACAGAGAAAUGUUCAUUUGACCUCAGAGUACCAGAGACAGUUCAUGUGGAAAACGCCUGUGGCCGAUUCGCCCCUGCUUGCUGCGCAUGAGAUGUUGUACAGUAACAAUAGAGCCAUCCCACCCUUCAAAUCAAACCCAGUAAUUAUGGAGAGCGAGUAUAAGAGAAGUUUCAAAGGAUCCCCUCCUCCCAGACCACCGCGCUUGAGGCGAGAUGUUGAACAAUAUGAAGUCCCUCUGCUUCAUACAGAGAACACAACCCCAGAAAAGAGUAAGAGGAAGAAAAAGAAGAAGGAGGGACAACACAGCAGGAAGUCAAGCCCCGAAGAGGAUGUCACUCACCUACAGAAACAGAAAAUGAGGUCACCUUGUGCCCUGAGAGACCCUUCACCCAAGCCUAUGAGGAAAGUGAAAACUGAGUACAGAUCCAACUUCCGUUCUCCCCUUCAGUACAGCUACAAAGAUGGAGCAUGGGUGAAGGCCAGAACUGCAGAGGAGGAGGAGUGUGAUGGUUUUUACGAGUGGUAUCAUGAGGUGCGGGAGCUACGUGAGAAGGCAGAGGCCUACAGGAAACGAGCCUGGGGAACUCAUUUUUCUCGGCAACACCUGAAUCAGAUCCUGUCAGAACAAAACUGGAUGUGGGAGCCUUCCAGCGGCACCUCCACAUCCUCCAUUGAAUCUGAGGCCUGCAGAAGUACCAGUAGCAGCCCUAUCAUUGAGGCUCUGGACCUGGCCAGGGCUGGCAGUCCCAGGGGAAGCUCUAGCCCUGGACCUUCUGCUUCUGUGGCAGCCAGCAGGAGAAGCUCUCCAGGAGAGGCGGGUCUUCAUGAGGACCCCACCCUCCCUGUGCAGAGGAAGUUGGCUUGGGAUGAAGAAGAGGGACAUGGAGAGAGAGAUGAGUCUGAGAUUGCACAAGAAGAGUUCACAGUUGAACAAAAUGAGGGGAAUCCAAAAGAUGAGCAUAGGAACAUAAAGGAGAGAAAUGAGAGGUUGCAGCAGUUGGAAACUGAGUCAUCAUUGGUGGUGGAGGGGUCUUGUGGUUCCAUUAAUGGGGGCAGAUUACCAACCCCUAAACUCAAGACCAUGCAGACUGUCCAAAGAACACAUCACGAUCGGACAACUCCAGCCACUGGAGGAGCUUUGCUUGUCUCUCCUCCGAAGAUCAAACAUUCCUCCAGGAAAUUGAGGAGUGAGCCACCUUUAGGAAAACCUCACUCUCCUUAUAAACGUAUCAUAGAUAGCUCUCCGCCGCGGCUACACAGUAAGGCUGAGAAUGGAAUCUUGCCACGUUCCUCACCGGCCGCUGACCUAACCACCAAAGAUCUACUUCCAAUGCGUGAAGAUGACUGGUCUGAGGAUGAGGUAGCGGCAGACUACAUUCAUCCAAGACAAUCCAAACCAUCAAAAAAACAACAGACCAGCCACUAUCACAAAGCUGCUGUCCCUCCAGUUGCCAACAGAAUUCAGGGCAUGAUGAGAAACCCGGAGUUUCAGCAUAAUGGUAACCUGGGAAUUUUUCGGCCAGAACUCUUUGUGUUUCCUGAAUCUGAAUCUGGUGUGUCAGAUAAUGAUGAUAAGAUGUCUCAGAUCUCAUCUAGAUCAGCAGCCUCAUGUUCUGUGGCCUCUGAGCUCUUGGGCCGUGCUCAGAGAAGGAAGGAGGAAUUCUGGGGAAAGAGCUAAUGUGUUCAAAGCCCGUUCAUCAGCUGUACACUGACUGAAAAAUAACCACUGACUUCUCAGGAUGUAAACAUGAAAUGUAUUUCUCCCAAUUUUAAAAAUCAGAUUUUUGUGUGAUUUGCAUUUGUGAUAGUCUGGUAUUUAAAAUGAAGAAAAAAAGAUUUGUAAAUUAUUUUAUUUACUUACAUUUUUAAUAUGACUAGACCAGUAUUGUGUGCUCAGUAAUGGUUUUGCUAAUUAAACACUAUAACUUAGUCUGCAAAAAAAAGUAAUAAAAAUACAUUUUUGUACAAUGA